AGUAUAAACAAGGAACGCGACUGGCUCGGCGGCUUUCUCCUUUCUUCCCGCGCGCUUUCCUUCCCGGUUCUAGGGGCGCGUUUUGGGGCGCACGGCACUGCAGCAGGAGGCGGGGGCGCUGGGGUCCGUGUGCCGGAAAGUAUGCCUCAGACGCCUCCCUUUUCAGCAAUGUUUGACAGCAGUGGUUACAACCGAAACCUCUACCAGUCUGCAGAGGACAGCUGUGGAGGGUUAUAUUACCAUGACAACAACCUCCUUUCUGGAUCUCUGGAAGCACUGAUCCAGCACUUAGUACCCAAUGUGGAUUACUAUCCAGAUAGAACAUACAUAUUCACGUUCCUGCUCAGUUCUCGGCUAUUUAUGCAUCCAUAUGAGCUAAUGGCCAAAGUCUGCCACUUGUGUGUUGAGCACCAGAGACUAAGUGAACCUGAUAGUGAUAAGAACCAGAUGAGAAAAAUUGCACCUAAAAUUCUUCAACUCUUGACAGAAUGGACAGAAACGUUUCCUUAUGAUUUUCGGGAUGAAAGAAUGAUGAGAAACUUAAAAGAUCUAGCUCACAGAAUGGCCAGUGGCGAGGAGCAGACAUACCGGAAGAAUGUCCAGCAGAUGAUGCAAAGUCUGAUCCGCAAGCUUGCUGCCCUCAGCCAGUACGAGGAAGUCCUGGCAAAAAUCAGCUCCACAUCCACAGACCGGCUCACGGUUCUGAAGACCAAGCCGCAGUCCAUCCAGAGGGAUAUCAUUACUGUCUGCAGCGACCCUUACACAUUGGCCCAGCAGCUGACUCACAUUGAGCUGGAGAGGCUCAAUUACAUUGGCCCAGAAGAGUUUGUUCAGGCGUUUGUGCAGAAGGAUCCCCUGGAUAAUGACAAGAGUUGCUACAGUGAACGGAAGAAAACACGAAAUUUAGAAGCCUACGUAGAGUGGUUUAAUCGCCUAAGCUAUUUGGUUGCCACAGAAAUCUGCAUGCCUGUGAAGAAGAAACAUCGAGCAAGAAUGAUUGAAUAUUUCAUCGAUGUAGCUCGAGAGUGUUUCAACAUUGGCAACUUUAAUUCCUUGAUGGCGAUAAUCUCUGGGAUGAAUAUGAGCCCAGUCUCGCGGCUAAAAAAAACUUGGGGCAAGGUGAAGACUGCGAAAUUUGAUAUCCUUGAGCAUCAGAUGGACCCUUCAAGCAAUUUUUACAACUAUCGAACAGCUCUCCGAGGGGCAGCACAGAGGUCCUUAACUGCUCACAGUAGCAGAGAGAAGAUUGUGAUACCAUUCUUCAGUCUCUUAAUCAAAGAUAUAUAUUUCCUCAACGAGGGCUGUGCUAACCGCCUUCCAAAUGGCCAUGUCAAUUUUGAGAAAUUUUGGGAACUGGCCAAACAAGUGAGUGAAUUUAUGACGUGGAAACAAGUGGAGUGUCCAUUUGAGCGGGACAGGAAAAUUCUGCAGUAUCUGCUCACCGUGCCAGUAUUCAGUGAAGACGCUCUCUACUUGGCUUCAUAUGAGAGUGAAGGACCUGAAAAUAAUAUAGAGAAGGACAGAUGGAAGUCUCUAAGGUCUAGCCUGUUAGGCAGAGUUUAACACGUGGGAGCUGCUUGCUGCUGCUGUUGCCGCCACCGCCAUUGCUGCCACCGCUGCUGCUGCUUCUCACAGCCCCGAGAGGGGCUGGCCUUUGUUUUCUGACAUCUAGUUCUAGGAACAAUCGUGAAGACCCUGCAGCCCCUGGCGCUCUGAUCAGCAAAGCAACUGCAGAGCAGAUGGAAAGCUCAUUUCCCACAGCUGACCAUUGACUCAGAUUUUGUGAGACUGAAAUGUUCACUGAAGACACUUGAGAAAGAAUCCUCUGAAGAUUCCGGCUCUGCACAUGAUUCAUCUCCUGGAAUUUCCAUGUGAAUCACAGCUCUGCACCUGGAUGGGGUUUUCUUUUGUGUGUGUGUGUGUGUGUGUGUGUGUGUGUGUGUGUGUGUUUUAUUUGGUUGAACAUUUGCUGCUAAUGGGACUUACCCAGCUGAGGAAGCCCAUGUUUCUUUGUUAAUUUAAAUGAAAAAGGGAGAGGAGGGAGGGGAAAACCCCCUCAGUGUGAAUCCCAGACCUCAGCUGGAGCAGUGUUGCCAGAGAGGGCAAAGACUGGUUGGAUGUCUGUUGCGGACAUUGUUUCCCUUUAGCGUGUGCCGGGUUGUAAAUUCCUCUCCUCCCUCUUCCUACAAAGUUUUGAGUUGGCUGCUGGUUAGCAAACUCCUUUUUACCCAUAUAAGUUAUUUAAUAUAUAAUGAAGCGCAACACUGUGGUAGGAAAAUAGCCACUAGGAAUAAAAAAAGAAAAAGGAAAGCAGAGUUGACCCUGUUGGACUGCUAACCCACUGGAAGGACUUGGUGUUUUCUCCGCCCUCUGAGCUGUUUAUACUGACCACUGUGUUCUAACAGCUGUGUUUUUCAGCAGGUUUUUGGUUAUUUGUUUUCCAUGAUACCUGUUUGUUUGUUUUUUUCUUGUAAAUCUAAAUGAUCUGACUUUAAAGGUCUUAGAAAAACCCAUGGCAUAAUCACAAUUGUUUUUAACUGACUGUUCUUUUUCAUUAAUUUUUGGGUUUGUUGGUUACUAAACAUGUAAACAGAGUAAAUUGGAAAAGUCUCCUCCACUAUAGCAAUGAACAUCACAAAUGACAACUAUACUGCUGUUAACUCUGAUUGAUCUGAUUGUGAAUAUUGACUUUGUUAACAUCAAGCAGCCAUUAUAUAUAUUUACUCUAGGUGAAACUGUGCAGUAGUAAUCUGAGCUAACGGAAAAAGCAAAACACCACGUUCCAAACAGAGACAUGUUUGUUACCUUCUUUACGCCGUCGCCAUUUCCAGAAUCAGCAUGUCUGUGCUGUGUGUCCUCCCCACAUCUCUGAACUGUCUCCAAGUCUUCUCUUUACAACAUCAAUACAUUUUACACUCUGCGGCCAGGAGCGUGGUGUCUUUCUUUGCCUUUUGGAUGGAAUUGUGGAGUGAUGAUGGGCUUGUAGCUAUGGUAGUUUGACUGGUUCAAAACGUGUGUGCCCCUGAGGAAGUGGCCUUAGGAGUUUGAGCAUGGACAUAGAAAUCCGAGCAAGCAUUUAAUGACUAAUAUUUGCCAAGCACUUGCUAAGGUGUUGAGCACAGAUUUUUCGAUCAUCAUUCCUGACUUAGGGACAGAACUGAACACAGGUGUAUAGUGAUGGUAAUGUGUCCAAAUCCACAGAGCUUAUGAGAGGCGCUGGGGUUUGAACCAGACCUUUUAAUUCCAGAGCCCAGGCUCUAUACUGCCAGGGCAUCCCAAGCUCCUGUAUCGUUACAGAUAACCUGGGGAUCUUGUUUCCCUGAUGAUUUUCAACCUGUAGGCCUGGAUUGGGGCCCCUGUGAGGUCCUGGAUCCUGCAGGCUCUCCUGUCUCAUUUGUACCUGGAGAUCUACAUUGAUGGAGAUGACUGAGUAAUACACAGGGGAGCCGGUACCACAGAAAGCUUUACUUAGAUUUCUUGAGAAGGGGACAGGGCAUACCAUGAAGGGCCGCAGGGAAAGCAUGAGAGUAAGGAGGCAAACGCAGAAAGAAGAAAACCCAGGCCUCUGCCUAUAGCCAGGCCUCCUCAGGAAGGGAAAGACACGGCAAGGUAAACCAGGUUUAGCAACUGAUUCCAGGAGGCCUCUGAGGAAUGGGGUGGUCCUUGGGUGCCUGCUUCUUAGACCUGGGAUGAUUAGUACAGGAGAAAUACUAGCUUGAUAUGGGAGAGUUGUAUGUUGGGGGUGGGAGCACACAAGUUCAGUCUCUCCCAUGCCAGAAAGAUUUUUAAGAUGUCAGAACAUCUUCCAGAAAUUUAAAAAUGUGACUAACAUAGCUCGAAAAUACUCUCUCCUUUGCUCUGCCUUUCCCUGACUUCACAUCAAUGUUUGACCCCAUCAAUGUUUAUCUUUUAUCUCUAUGUCAGGGGUCGGCAAAUUAUGAGCUCCUGGCCAAAUAUAGCCAGGUGUUUGCUUUGUAUGGCCUACCAGGUAACAGGUUGAAAAACUCAGUAGAGGAGUUAUAUUUUCUAUCAUACCAAAAUUAUGUGAACUUCGAAUUUCAGUGUUCAUAAAUAAAGUUUUAUUGGGAACAUGGC
Molecule: messenger RNA, 4095 nt
Organism: Nannospalax galili (Upper Galilee mountains blind mole rat)
Lineage: Eukaryota; Metazoa; Chordata; Mammalia; Rodentia; Spalacidae
Gene: Rasgef1b
Product: RasGEF domain family member 1B
Exons: 14
Coding region: 142-1563 (473 amino acids)
Biological process (GO): Ras protein signal transduction; positive regulation of GTPase activity
Cellular component (GO): plasma membrane
Molecular function (GO): guanyl-nucleotide exchange factor activity
Source: RefSeq, a predicted model, not a curated record